This is a messenger RNA of Pelmatolapia mariae (spotted tilapia), 3129 nucleotides long. RefSeq names its product leucine-rich repeat flightless-interacting protein 1. Bases 278 to 1240 code for a protein of 320 amino acids. The record is from RefSeq and is a predicted model, not a curated record. Lineage: Eukaryota; Metazoa; Chordata; Actinopteri; Cichliformes; Cichlidae. The transcript is spliced from 6 exons.
CCCCUAACUUUACAACAAACCAAAAGUCAUAUUUGAACCCCCCACAGCCACAAACGUGACCCAUGUCUCCCGAAAAAGACGGAUAUUUGACUGUUCAGAGAGAGUGGGCGGAGCGAGGGCGGCGUUAAACACGGUUUGGUCCCUGCGGCUUUCCGUAGAUCAGGGCCUGGGUGUAGCUCCCUGUAGCUGCGUAGGAAACAAGUACAAAACACCACUUCAGCCAGAGAGCCCGGAGGUGUCUCUUAUAUAAAGAAAAACGUAAUAUAACGCGUACAACAUGCACUCGGUCACGCUGGACAGCAGUGGUUCACCGAAGAAGCGCUCGUUUUCUCGGGGAAUGAGCGAGGACGAGUCUCUGCGCAGUAUUAUCAAAGAGACUGACAGCUCCUCCAGACGUGUGACAAGAAGCGACAGCAGAGCGAGCACCCUGAAGAGGAGGAGUGACAGCCAGCAAUCUGAGCAGGACCUCUUCAUGGGACUACCAGAAAUGCUAGAGCUGCAGGCCAGCUAUGAAGAGGCGGUGCAAGAGCUGCGUGGGCUGGAGGUCGAGCGAGAGGCUCUGUUGUUCCAGGUGGACGUCCUGCAGGACACACUGGAGGGUGUAGAGGAGCUGCUGGCUGAAGCCCAGAGAGAAGCUGGACAGGCUAGUUUGGAGUUGGAGCGAGAGAGGGAGGCCAAAAGGAAACUGGAGAGCAUGGUGCACUCUUUGAUGCAAGAAGUGGAAAGAUUAAAAGAGGAAGGAAAUAACAAACUAUCAGGUCCAGGUGAGAUGGCUAAAGCAAUAAUGCAGGGACAUAAAAUAAGAAAUAAUGCCAACAAAGUCGAGAGCUCCUCCUCUCACAGCAGCAACGAUGGAUUGGGAGCUGCAGUGCAAAGAGGACAGAGUGAGGGCACAGAGGAGAAGCAGUGGAGAAUGGUAAAUAAGCCCAUGUGUCACCAGCCUUCUCUUGCACUGGACAGCCUGGUCGCUGAGGAUGGGGUCCACCAGAGACCUUAUGAAAACGGGGCAGCAGAUGGACUAGAUCCCAUGCUGGACGAAAACGACUCGGACAGCAUAAGUGCCUACAAGGAUGCAUUCGAUGAGACUCCAGAGCAGGACAGGAUCUUUCCAGGUGACGGAGACACUUUGGAGCUGCCUCACGAUGCAGAGAACACAAAGAAGAGCCCGUCUAAUAAUGGAGAAGCCCUCAGCAGUGAGGUCGAAGGCACCAAAAACAAUGAAAGCUGCAUUUUGUCUUAAAUUUAUGUUUCAUCUACUACUGAGUAAGGUCAGAGAUAAAAUAGUUCAUAACUUGAUAAAAUCCAGCAGCAUUUUGAUUUGAAGUUAGAUAUUUCUGUUCUUACAAAAAUCAGUUGAGAUUAGAUGUUGCUAGUCAAUAGUUUGACAUUUUAUGAGAAAAUCAUUAGUAGAAUAACUGUGGAAAUAAUUGGCAGCUUAAUCUAUAAUGAAAAGUUGAAAAGAUUAGUUAGAGCCCUAGUUAUGAUACACUGUAGUAGAAGUUACAUUUUUAAAAAUUGUGCUGAACGAUCUCAGGUUUACAAGCUAAAAUUUCGCUGACUACUUUAUGUUAUUUGCCAAUCAUUUAAUUCAAGUCUGUCGUAAGUGUUUGGGUUGGGUUUUUUUAUGCAUGUUGCAAAACAUGGAACAUACUCCAUGUUGCUUUGACUGUUUACCUUUUUGAUUUUAAGAAGGAUAUUUUAUACACAAGCAGCAGUCAAGACAAAAGUCACGAUUUAUCUGUCUCGGUAAGAAUCUCCACAGCAGCUGUUUUAGCUUCAACCAGAAGAAGACAUUACAAACACAGAGGUUUCUUUUCUGUGAAGUUAUUGUUAACUUAAAUUUGAUCAUAAGGAUUUUGAUCAGGCUGUGUUGCUGGUUUCUCUCAUGUUUUUCUUGGACUUGGAAGUCUGGUGAUUUCAAAUAGGCAGUCCAUUUAUUCAAAGCCUCAAAGUCUUAAAAUUUUUAUGUGUUAUUAUUAAAAAAAUAGACGGAAAAUGGAUUUGGCUGCAUUUGCACUUUUUAAAGUUCUUAUAUUGUGACAUUUAUUUGUCAGAUUACAUUAAAGCCAACAUUCCCUUUUUUAACCAAAUGUGUCAGCCAGACCUGACGAGCUGACCACUGCAGGCUGGAUUUUUUUUGUCUGCCUGCAAGGACAUACUGCAUGUUUGCACAUUCGCAGUGGAACUUGCUGAACAUUGCCUCUUCAGAUGUCUUUCAUUGCUGUAAAACACUUUGUAUGUAACAUUUUUAAUGCCUUUUUACUUUUUUUUUAAUUGUGCCAGAAUCAAAAGUAGACUCCUCACUUCAUCUAUGAUCCGUAGCCUGCACGAGCACCUAUGAAUGUAUACUGAUUUCCAAAAUGCACACAGGUUUGUGUCAUUUAUGAGUGUGUUUGCAUGCAAUACUAUCAACUACAUGUAAUGAAUAAUACUUUGAUGUCUUAUUUGCUGUUACAAAUACUUUUUUAAAAAGGGAUUUUCAGUGUCAGUUUACUUUGUAGACCAUGUAUCAUUCUUUUAUUCCCCAGUUUACAAAGUCGAUUUAACAAAGUUGACAAAUAAUUGAAGUUUUGAACAUAUCAGGCUGGACUUUAAUGAUUAAAAAAGCAUAUAUUGAUAAAUGGAUCUCUUGUGGAAGACAGAAGCAGAACAAUAAAUCUGCACGGGUUAUGUUGAAGUUGCUGCAUUUAGCUGUGUAUCAUUUUUGGUUUUAAUACAGGUUGUUGCUAGUUCUUUAUAACCUGUAGCAUCGACUGUCAAAUGUACGUAGGUUUAGGAGGUUACUGUUAUUUUAGUGCUGUGUGGUGAUACUGUGGUCAGUUCUUGAGCAGUCAGGUGAUGGCAAAUGAAUUAUAACACCAACAUCCAUAGACAGUUCAUUUUCAAGUUUUCCUGGUGAUACAAAAAAAAAGAAAGAAAAGGAAAUGACCUUUGACAUGUUGCUGUGCAGCCAAAUUGUUUUUUUUCUUUAAUUUCACACAAAAGUACUGAAAAUACAUCCUUUUAUGUAUGAUGCCUUUUUUCUGUUUGUAAUAUUUUCAACUCUUAUCAUUGGCUUUGAAAUAGAUGUUCAGAUUUAAAUGUUAAUGCCAUACAUUUAUAUCAUAAUAAAAUGAGUGAGUAAUGCUU